Messenger RNA from Mangifera indica (mango), 3795 nucleotides. RefSeq lists its product as uncharacterized. The transcript has 8 exons. Gene Ontology annotation, cellular component: integrator complex. The record is from RefSeq and is a predicted model, not a curated record. Lineage: Eukaryota; Viridiplantae; Streptophyta; Magnoliopsida; Sapindales; Anacardiaceae. The coding region runs from base 95 to 3580 and encodes 1161 amino acids. Gene Ontology annotation, biological process: snRNA 3'-end processing.
AAAGAAAAUCGAGGGAAAAGAGUGAAGAAAGGUGAGAGAAGGGAGACAGCGAGUUGAUCAGUGAAGAUCUGUACCAAGGUGUUAGAAUCUGAAAAUGGGUUUUGAAGAAGCAGUGAUGGUGCGAAAUUCUACUGCUUGUGCCAUGGAGUGGAGCAUUGAGCUUGAGAAGGCCCUGCGCUCAAAAAAUCCUGGUAGAUGUAUUGAGGCAAUAUAUCAAAUUGGACAAAGACUGGAGCAGUGGAGUGGAGAACCAGAAAGUACAAUGGUAGUUUACAACAUGUUUGGUCUGGUACCAGGAGAGGACAGGCUGUUUGCAAAUACUAUCUUUUUACGCCUUGCUGAUUCAUUUCAGUUGGGAAAUGAACGUACUAGGGUCACCAUUGUCAGGAUUUUCUUGUCACUGCUCAAGCACUGCAGAAACAAGAAGAAAAAUAAACAAAUGAAUGGGGUUUUAUCCAAGUCUAGGGUACAAAACCACUUAGAACUGUUGAAAAGAGUUAAGAGUGUUUUUGACUCUGGGGAUGCAGAGUCGAGAGCAUUGGCUUUAGUCUUAUUUGGUUGUUGGGCUGAUUUUGCAAAAGACAGUGCACAGAUACGAUACUUGGUACUUUCCAGCUUGGUAUCUUCUAAUGUCUUGGAGGUAAGAGCAUCAUUGUUUGCUGCAGGUUGCUUUUCUGAGCUAGCAGAUGACUUCUCAUCUGUUGUGUUAGAGAUGCUGGUUAAUAUGGUGACUUCUUCUGAAAAAGAGUCAGUUGUGAGGCUAGCUGCUGUGCGUGCUUUUGCAAAAAUGGGGUGCACAUUCUCUAAUGCAAAUAGAGCUUUCAAGGCAGGUCUAAAGCUGGUUGUCAACUGUCCUGAAGAGGAUAUUUUGGUUGCAAUGUUGGCUUCACUCUCAAAACUAUCUUACAAGUCUACUGUUCUUAUUUCUGAACAGGUGGAUUUUCUUUUAUUGCUUCUUAAUAGUGAAAGAUCUCUCCGUACUCAAGCAACUGCCUUAAGAUGUCUCCAUUUUAUUUUUUCGAAGGGAAAAUGUCAAUCUCUCAUCUGUGCAAGUGUGAUUAAACCAUUACUUAUCAUUACAGAUAAUCCUGAACUUCCAUCAACCAUGCAAUGUGAAGCUCUACAAAUUCUACAUAAGAUCUUUUUGUGUACAUCAUCCAAUCUGGCAUCCAUUGACAUGAAUGAAUUUGCUGAGCUAUUAAGAAUUGUUAAUAAUGCAUCCCAAUCUACAAACUUGUCAAGGAGCCUCCAUGCCAUCCAUAUCCUGGUAGAUGUGGUAAUUAGGUUUCAGAGAAUAACAGAAAUGGAUACCUUACCUCUACCUUCUCAGGUUAUAUCAUUAAUUAUGAAUCAAAUCACCUUGCUGGUGAAGCCAUUGUCAGAUCUGUGCCAGUUUAAUUCUACAGUAUUUCAAGACAUCCAAAACCUUCUCAGUCUUCUUUAUCUUAUUGUUGGAGAACAUCCAGACAUCAGUGUCUUUGUUCUGGAUAAAAUUUAUUCAUUUAUUGAGCAUCUUGUGAAUAGUUAUAACAACGUUAUGUCUGGUAAGCAAGCAGAUUUAGCAGUUAAUGAUAUUAUGGAGUUCAAUAGGGAAAGUCAUGAAGCCGUCACUUCAAAGCUUGUGUGUAUUGUGAGCAGAUUUGUGGUCUCCUGCCUAGAGAGUCUGAAUGAAACUGGUGCCUUCCAUAACCAAGUCUUUGAUAAAGUAAAGCUUCUGGUUGAGUGUGUACGUCAGUGCAAUUUAUUUAAUUGCUAUACACACACAAUCUACUCUAUAUUGUUUCAUUCUCAAAUCAUCUGGGUUUGCAUGGUUAAUAGGAAUGAAGGAGGUGGUGGAGUUGAAGGAAACUCACAUAUCUUUGGUCAAAAUUACUUUAUUGAGCAUGAACUCUGUACCCUUGAGUUUGCAAAGAGGCUGUUAGCGAAGGGGGAUUACUGGCCUGCUUACAAAACUGGAAUAUAUGCAGCAUGUCGAGGAGUGUGGUUCACAGCCACAUUUAUAUUUGGGCAAUUAGUUAUGAAAGUUCAAUCUGAUACCUAUGGUUGCUGGUUAAAAUCAUUAUCUCAGUUGGCCCACUGUGAAAUGAUAAACCAGCGGCUUCUCUUAGCAAAGAAAGGUUCUCUCUCUUUUGAUUGUCCAGAGAUGAAAGAAUUUCAUCUCAUGCUUUCCAAGGAUUAUUUGUGUGAAACUGGAAAGGAUACCACUGGAAAUAUCUGUGAGCUUAAUUUUAGUCAAGCACUUGAGAUAGCUUACAAGAGUUGUGGCUCUGCAGGAAGAACAUUAGAAGGCACUUGCACAUCUGGUAAAUCAUUUUGUUUUCAGAUAUGGUUUUUCACUCUAAGAGCUAAGCUUCUUGAAGUGCUUGUGGAAAUAUUUGGAAUUUUGAGCUCUUUCCCAUCAGAACAGGACAACAUUACUACUUACUCACAAGCUGGGGAAAGUUUGAUGGUUGAGAGACUCAAAUCAUUGCAACAAAUUACUCAAAAAUCUUAUAAGUUUAAGAGGCUAUCACAGGAGUUCGAUCUAAUUGCCACAUCUUUCAUUGGAAUGGACAGAAAGAGUUCAAAGUUCCUCCAAGCACUUGCUCUAGGUUGUUCAGCAUUGGCCUUUAGCACUGGAUUUGCUCUUUACUCUCAUUUACUUCCUACCUAUGGGAAUCUAAUGACUUGUGAUCUCAAAGGCACACAGAACUUUUCACAGGCAAUGCUAAUACAAAAUUUACUUGGGAGAUUGUGGAAUCUAGACCGAGAGACCUGUGCGAAACUCUGCAUGCUUUUAGAGGCCAGUGAACAGUCCAGGAAUUGUUUUCACUUGCAAUCAAGAAAUCAAAGACUAACUGAUAGUAGUGAAGUUAAAGGUAUUGUUGACAUCUGUAGUUAUGCUGUUUCUGGCAUUGCUUGCCUGCAAAAUGAGGCAAACAAUGUGCAUAAUGAGGAGAAUCUAUCGAAAGUUGCUGAGGAUGGCAUCCAUCUUCUGUCAAACAUUAUUUUGAAAUGGAUGUGCAUCCCUUUCCGAGCUCCCAAGUACCUAUUCAAAAUAAGGCCAUGCUUUGGUUCAGAGCUCUUUGUCUCCAGUGCUGGCACGAGUAACCUCGGUGGAAUAUUCAUCUCAACAGGCUUCCACCUAUCACUAAAUCUUUGUCUCCAAUUGAAAAAUGUGCCACCAGACCUCCCAGUUCGGCUGACUAAGUUCUACUGCAUCCUAUGCUGCAGUCAGAAUCCUGUUUCAGAUAGAAAAAACAAUAGACAAAUGCCUCAGAGUUCUCAACCUUGGGAAAAGGACAACAUGGUAGAAAUGAAUGAAAAGCUGUUCCAGUACGUGACAGAGUGCACUCAAAAGAUCAAUCACAGUAAGCGUGCUGGGGAUACCGAUAUUGAUAAUAAUGCUAGGACUGUAAAUACAUUUGUGCAGAUUGAACCAAAUGACAGAGGACAAGGGUUCUCAAAUUGCUUGCUUGAUGUUUCACAAUUUCCAGUAGGUACUUACAGGAUCAAAUGGCAUAGCUGUUGUAUUGACAGCCAAGGUUCUUACUGGAGCCUUCUCCCCUUGAAUGCUGAACCUCUCUUCACUAUAAAGUGAGAUUUUGUUUCUGACCUUCUAUGUAUAUAUAUAUAUAUUCUGUGGACUUCUUAAGGUUUAUGCGAAUCAGGGAUUGACACCAGGUUGUUAGCUCUAAUUUUGUAUGUUGUUAAACUGAAGUUGGAACUUUAAGUUGGUUGAAUUGCAACUUCUGGCAAUGUUGCCAUGAAAUUUUGUUCCAUCUGAAUUUAAUAAGAUUUUCAUCUUCUUGACAA